Messenger RNA from Hippocampus zosterae (dwarf seahorse), 2808 nucleotides. It is a transcript of the gene sdccag8, whose product is annotated as SHH signaling and ciliogenesis regulator sdccag8. The record is from RefSeq and is a predicted model, not a curated record. Gene Ontology annotation, cellular component: centriole; centrosome. Gene Ontology annotation, biological process: tube formation; establishment of cell polarity; neuron migration. The transcript is spliced from 17 exons. NCBI's taxonomy places the organism in Eukaryota, Metazoa, Chordata, Actinopteri, Syngnathiformes, Syngnathidae. The coding region runs from base 146 to 2158 and encodes 670 amino acids.
CCGCCUUUUUUGGGACGCGAGAGUCGGGAAAACAAUCACUCCAACUUUACUGUUGCUACGCGCGGCUUUAAAUUGUUACUACUUGUGGCUUCGGUAGCAUUUUAAUCACAAAAUUCAACCCCCGAGUGUCAUUAAAGUGCUAUAAAUGAAACAUUUCGAAUCGGACGAAGAGGAAGCAGAGCGUCCGAAUGGUUACCAGAAACAGCUGAGGCAGCGGGCCAACCAAAGCCUACAGCAGCUCAGCGACGCUCUGGAGCAGCUCCACCACGAUGACGAUGAGGAAGAUGAGCCGAUCAGAUGCGGCGGUGGCAGUGAUGGCACCCUCGCCUGCGCAUUGGAGAAGGACCGGCCUGUGUGGUGCCAGAAGAAACAAAGCGAAGCAGUCAAUCAGCUGAAGAGCCUCCUGUUGAAGCAGGGCAAGGAUAUGCCUGCUCCCCUCUCUCUUUCAAAGGACCUGGUCCCAGUGACUCACAACCCGCCAGACUACAUCCAACACCUGGAGGCUGAAGUCCGAUUCUGCAAAGAGGAGCAGCAGGAGCUCAAACGGCGCAUCCGAGUGGUGGUGGUGGAGAAUGAGAAACUGCGUGCGGAGCUCAAAACCAAACAUGUCGAUGUGUCUCCAAAGAACCACCACAUACCUUCAAACUGCACGGUGCAUGAAAAUAUGGCAGGUGACAGUCCCGGUCCCCAGGGAGAAGAGAAACACACAGCAUGGAAACAUGAGCUGGAAGAAUUGAAGUUGAUGCAUCAGGCCCAGAUCGAAAGACUUGAGGCUCAGGUCAUCUCUCACAGGCGGGACCUUGCACUCAGUCAGAAGGAGUGCGAGGAACUGACCGGCCAUCUGAGACGUAGCGAGAAGGAGGCAGCGGCGCUGCGGGCUGACGCCGCGCGGCGUGUGGCCGCCUCGUGUCCGAAGUGCGCGCAGGAGGCGGCGCUCUCGGCCGGCGCUCCCGCCGCCGCGCACGGCCAGGUUGUGGACCGGCUCGCCAAGGAGCGGGACGAGCUGCUGGCGGCUCUGAGCGCGGCGCGCUCCGCUCGGCAGGAGGUCCAGCAUCGGGAGUGGUCGGCCUGUCUCCAAGUCAAAGGCGCCGUUGAGAUGGCCGAGGAGGCCCACCUGCACAGAGCCGAGGCGGAGGUGCGGUGCCAGCAGCUGUCCAGGGAGCUCGCCCGGCAGACGGCGCAGCGGCAACGUGACGCGCAGGCCCUCAAGGACAAAGUGGCCGAGGCCAGGGAGGAAGGACGCGGCGAGGGGCGCAGGCAGAAGGAGGAGCUGGCGAAUACCGUGGCCUGGCUGUCCCAACGCGCCGCCGAGCUGGAGGGCCACCUCGACAGAGUCCAAGUCGACGAGCGCUCGCUGACCGAUCAGCUGGCAGAUGCGCGGCGACAACUUGCCGGUGUGGAAGAGGAGAACAGCAAAGUGUGCGCCGAGCUCCGGUGUCAACUCAGCGGUGCCCAGCUCAAGAAAGAUGAGGCCGAGCGAGAACUGCACCACCUCGAGGCCAAGACCAACAGGCAGCUGGAGAGUUCCACACAGGAAGUGGAAAAGCUGAGCUCAGAGCUGGUUGGCUGCCGGCAGCGCCUGGAGGCGGUCCAGAGGGACGGCGGCCAAUGGCGGGCCGAAGCCCUGAGCCUGGCCGAACAGCUGGCGAGCGCCCAGCGCCAACUGCACCUCACCAGAGAGGCCGGCGAGACGGCGGCCGCGGCUCACCGGGACGAGAUGGCCCGCGCGGCUCAGGCGGGGCGUCGGCGCCAGGCCCAGAUGACGGCGACGCUGGGGCGGACGGAGGAGUGGCACCGGCAGAGAGUGGGCGAGCUGGACGGGCUGCUGUCUUCCCAGGACGGGCUCAUCAAGAAGCUGACGGAGGAGUGCCGCACGCUGGGGGCCGCCCUGGAGGAGCUGACGGCCAACAAAAGGCGGGAAGUGGAGCGGCUGAGCGCGGCCAAUCGGCACCUUGGGGGCGCCCUGAGCAAGGCCACGGCGCGCUGCUCCGACAUGGAGAGGCAGUGCGUCCGCCACGGACGCGUGCACCGUAGCAUGAAGAACAGGCUCCAACAGUUGGACCGGCACUGUCAGAGUAGCGCCCGGCAGGUGUGUGAGCUGCUGGCCAAACACAACCACGUGACGAUGCAGCACACACCACAACCAGGCCACAACUAACACGCGCGCGCGUCUCUCGGCGCGUGGGCGUUUUCAUUACGUGCAGGAACAGAAUGCAUGUACUUUUCAUAAAGCUGCUUUUCCAAAGUGUCGUUCGAUGUAUUUUUUCGAUGUUCGGACACAUUCUACCGGGUUCCGUUUUAUGAGUUCCAAAACUGUCCUCGUGACAUUUACCUUUUUGGAAAGUUGUUUUGUAUGACACUGACAUCUUUUCUAUCCUAACCCAAAAAGGGAAACUGCUUUUAUGAAUUGAAAUAAUCCUUCGAAGUCCCCCUCGCAGACUCGAGGCUUCUUAAUUUUCGUUUCCUUUCCAUGAAUUGCGCACUGGUUUAUUGCUUGUCUUUUUCAGCCUGAUGCAAAGAGGCUUGCUUCGGAUUUCUCGGUUUGGGGGCGCACUGGCAAGUUCCGCUGGGGGAAAAAAACCACUAGAGGGCAGAAGUUCGACAAACACUUGCAUGUAUCUGGUCGUAUUUUUAUUUUUUAUUUUUUUUUUUGGGGGGGGGGGGGGCAUUGCUUCUGACUCGAUUGGGCCUUCCAGAAGCACAUCAUAUACGUCUCAGAGACGCGGAAAUUAGAAAAGGGAGGCGUUUUUUUGUUUCAAAUCAAGUCUGACAGCAGGAUGAACGCCCCCAAAAAUGACAUCCAAUAAA